Messenger RNA from Chondrus crispus (carragheen), 1347 nucleotides. Its product is annotated as Putative lysophospholipase. The record is from RefSeq and is a predicted model, not a curated record. Gene Ontology annotation, molecular function: glycerophospholipase activity. Gene Ontology annotation, biological process: fatty acid metabolic process. Gene Ontology annotation, cellular component: membrane. The transcript has a single exon. The coding region runs from base 1 to 1347 and encodes 448 amino acids. NCBI's taxonomy places the organism in Eukaryota, Rhodophyta, Florideophyceae, Gigartinales, Gigartinaceae.
AUGCGGGAGGACGCACGCCGCAUGGCCGUCAAGUCCGGCAUGCGCCCCGACGAGUUCCAGGCCAUCGUCGCCGCUGCGCAGGGCGGCUUCCGCUCGCGCGCGGGCAUGCUCGUCGCCGCCGCCGCCGGCUACAGGAGGCCCGUGCGCAUCCUCGCGCUGGACGGUGGUGGCACUAGAGCCGUCCUGUCGUUGCAGGUGCUCAAGCAAGUCGAGGAGCUGACGGGAAGGUCCAUACGGGACUCGUUUGACUUGAUUGCAGGCACGAGUACCGGCGGCGUCUUGGCUGUCGCUAUUGGCCUGUUGGGCAUGUCGUUGAAGGAGUGCGAGGAGCUGUACUUACGGUGCGCGAGAGAGGUUUUCACGAUGCGGGGUGGGCCGCCCGGGAAGACCACGUCGUCGGGGAUUUACCAUGCAGGGAAGGUGCUGCUGUUGAAUCGCGGCAUUUACGAUACUAGGGCGCUUAACAAUAUUUAUCAGAAGGAGUGUGGAGAAGGCAGGUUUUUUGAGUAUGCGGCGGGAAAUGGCACCCCCCGUGUCUUCGUGCUAUCGACGCAGAUUAGGGGAAGCGAGGGGAGGGUAGAGAUGCCCAGGCCCUACUUGCAUGCUAACUAUCAGCUGCCGCUGGAGAAGGGGAGAAGGGCCAGGUAUGCGCACGGGGGAGUCCAUCGCUUGAGCGAAGGGCUGCGCGCGACGACAGCCGCGCCAGUCUAUUUUGAUCCGUUCACGGAUGAAACGGGGGAGGUGUUUUGCGACGGGGCUGUGCUUGUGAAUAAUCCCACCAGCGUCGCGAUUCAUGAGGCGAGGUGUUUAUGGCCCGGGAGACCGUUGGGCGUUGUUGUAUCAGUGGGAACAGGGCUGUUUAAUCAGAGCGGAGAGGAGGUAGCGCUGCAGAAAUCAGAGAAGAGCGUGAAGAGGGAGGUGGACGCUGCAGAGGGGGCGAAGCCGAGCCGACGCGAGGAGGAGAAGCUGGGCGCGGGAGGUGAAGGGGAGGGGAAGAAUAGGAGGGAAUGGGGAGGCGGCUUGGCGUUUCGGGUGGCGCAGGCAGUGCUGGAAUCUGCGACGGAUACCGAGGGCGUCCAUCAUACGUUGGAGGACUUGAUCGAGAGGGAUGACGUGUACUUUCGGCUCAACCCGGAGGUAGAAGGGGAUCGGAUUUUGCUAGAUGAGUAUCGACCGGAAGUGCUGAAUCGACUGGGAACGAUUGGCAGGGAGUAUGCGAGUGGUAGCGGGGAAGGGGCGAAGAAGAUUGCAAGGCUAUGUCACAGGCUAAACGCCUUGGCCAAGUCAGGGUUGCACGGGUAUGGCCUGUGGCGUCCUAUGUCGUCGCGCUCGUAUGCGAGGUUGUAG